This is a messenger RNA of Suillus fuscotomentosus, 789 nucleotides long. RefSeq lists its product as uncharacterized. The transcript has 2 exons. The record is from RefSeq and is a predicted model, not a curated record. Lineage: Eukaryota; Fungi; Basidiomycota; Agaricomycetes; Boletales; Suillaceae. The coding region runs from base 1 to 789 and encodes 262 amino acids.
AUGACCCGGCGGAUUUCACAGAGACAUCUCACACAUGGACAAACUCUCCCGAAGCUAACUGUAAUCCCAUUGCCAUCAAACCUGGGGGUUGAUAGAUGCAGACGAUGCAUGGCAGAGGAUCUGAUUCCCCUGGAGAUGUCGCUUCGUGAAGGGCAGGCCAAUGAUGCCCUUCACAAUCUCUACAUUUACCUUUGCAACAAGGCCAUCCUGUUCCGAACAACCGUUAGGCAGGCCAAUUCCCAGGCCCUGAAAACUCGAGCUUGGUCCCAGGUGACGUCAGUGCAGCAGGCAGUCUCCCUCCAUGCCAGCAUAUAUACAAAGACAAGGAAGCAAAUGAUGAAACUUGAGCCGGGGCAAGACCAGCUUCAGAAAUACAAACCCCUGCUUCACGAGCAACUCAAAAUCAGCACUGCAGUGGGCGACCCAAAUGCCCGAGGUCAACGAAAUGAAUCUUUGGCUUGGUUUUGGUCUGUUGAAGUCGACCUCGGGGGUCCUGAUCAAUCGUGGAAUGAAGAAUUUUACCGAGUCCAUUGGCUGAGGGCAAAGGCACUACGGGAUCGAUGGAGGGAAGAAAUGCUAUUGGUCACAUUGGAGAUGGAUUGGACAUGUAAGUUCUUUUUGUGGAAAACAACCAUAUGGGGCGAGCACAUGCAGGAAUCAUUGGAGAAACGACUUCCGGGUCACGGAUGCUACGCCAGGAAGGCAAUCCCACAUGUAUUCAUUGCUGGCACAGGAUGCGCAGGCAGCUUUUCAAGACCUACAAAACGUGUUGAUAGAGGCUGGAGAUGA